Molecule: messenger RNA, 3561 nt
Organism: Misgurnus anguillicaudatus (oriental weatherfish)
Lineage: Eukaryota; Metazoa; Chordata; Actinopteri; Cypriniformes; Cobitidae
Gene: zdhhc12a
Product: zDHHC palmitoyltransferase 12a
Biological process (GO): protein targeting to membrane; peptidyl-L-cysteine S-palmitoylation
Cellular component (GO): endoplasmic reticulum; Golgi apparatus
Molecular function (GO): protein-cysteine S-palmitoyltransferase activity
Source: RefSeq, a predicted model, not a curated record
AGCGCUUGCACCCGGAAAUGACAGACAAAACAUCGAGAGAAACAAUUUAUUUACAUAAAUGUAUUUCAAUGCACGAGAUUUGAGACAUAGUGUUAUAUGUUAUCAUUUAAUAUUUGUUUAUCUGUUAACUUAUUCAGAAUGUUUAAAAACAUGUUUAAAUCCGGCUGUUUAGUGCGAACUGCACAUGUAAUUCUGACCUGGCUCACAACGUUGGUACUAUUUCUUCAUAACACAGAUCUACGGAGAUGUCAACAGAGAGGAGAUCUCUUACAACCUGUGAUAUUCAGCUCUUUAGUUCUGCUGUCAGUGCUGCUGUACUUCACAGUGUCUCUCAUGGAUCCUGGUUUUGUUCGAUCUGACCAAGACGCAAAGGGAACUACAGUUGAUGAUGAUGAUGAUGAGGAACUAGAGAAGAUGAUUCCUCAAGAGCAAAGUUCAUUCAAGCAGCGACGAUGUGGUUACUGUUUCCUACUGCAACCAAUGAGGGCACGGCAUUGUAAAGUGUGUAAGCAGUGUGUAAGGCGUUUUGACCAUCAUUGCCCCUGGAUUGACAACUGUGUUGGAGAGAGAAAUCACAAAUGGUUCCUGCUGUAUUUGUGUGUGCAGUUUGUUGCUGUAUCUUGGGGACUACAGGCUGCAUGGUCUGGCAUCGUAUUUGCCCCCACAUGGCAGCAGUGGUUCACUCAAAAUGGCUUCCUGCUCGGGGCACUUGGAUUGACAGGGGUGUUUACUGUAGUCGUCUUACUUCUGCUGGGCAUUCACGUGUACCUGGCGUCCGUUAACACCACCACCUGGGAGUUCAUGUCACGACAUCGCAUCUCAUACCUCAAACACUGCGACACGGAGGACAACCCCUUCGACAGAGGAGUGAUAUGCAACCUGUGGGACUUUUUCUGCAUCUGUGGGACUGUGGCGUGGGAGAGAAUCUACAUUAAACGAACUAAUGGAAUCGUAUGACAAAAAAACUAGGGGCUCUGGUGGGAUUUUAUCAACAUUUUACGUUGAGUCUCAUUAUAUACUGUAGGCCCGACAGAGCACUUUGAUGUUAUUUUACACUGAUUUAGUGUGUGAUUUUCAGUACUGUUCUCAAGGCCCCAAGGGACUAAAUCAUCCAGGGAGAAGUACAAUGUUGAUAACAAAACUGUCUGUUAAUAAUUUUGUAACUUAAUUACUGGGUGGGUUUCUAAUCGAUUAAAAGUUGUUUUGGUGUAUUUUCGAUUAUUUUUACUCGUAAGUUGUAGGAUGUUUAUCUGACAGAUUGUUCUGUUUAUAUUUGGGCAGUUUCCCGACAGGGGUUAGACUAGUCCUAGACUAAAAUAAUGAGCUGUCCAAACUGCAAACAACUUGCACGGACAUAUCUUGAAAUACAUCAGUGCCCUUUGGUUUGCCUCAAAAUGCACACAAGUAAUGAUUUUAGUAAGGCAUGUUUGUUAAAACUAGUUAUAUUUCCUAAUUAACCUAAGGCCUAGUCCUGUCUGCCUCAUAAAGAAUACAGUUUUACAGUUUACAAGUUUCAAAAGUUAAACCUUACUAGUUUGUUAUUGACAUUUUGAAAAUAAAAUAAACUUUUGUACAGAAUUAUAAGUCUAUUUUUACUAUCAGGUGUACAAAGUUUUGUAGACAUUUUGUAGGAUAUAAGACAGAAAUGUCACUUGUGACCCGGUUCUCUGAAAGAAUAAAACAAGAAGACACAACUUUAUGGAGAGGGGGGGUUCCCAGACAGGGCUUAUCCUAGUCCCAAACUAAAAUGCAUGUUUGAGCUGCUUUAAUUUAAAACCAUUUUGCCCUGACAUAUCUUAUAACAUACAUUAGUGCCAUUGUUUUGUCUCAAGAUGCACACCAGUAUUGUUUUUUUUUUUUAAAGUUAUGUUUGUAAAAACUACUUAAAUGUUCUAAUAUAACUAAGACCUAGUCCUGGUUUAACCUAAACCCUGUCUGUGAAACCGCCCUUACAAAUCAUAAAUUUAAAUUAAUCCCAGUUGAUAAUUGGUAAGCAGUUAUGGGCAAUGACUUAAUAAUGCCUGACUCAAAGUAAAGUUUUGUAACUAAGGGGCAGUUUUUCAGACAGGGUUUAGAUUAAUCCAGGACUAGGCCUUAGUAAUAGGAUAUUUAAGUAGUUCUUACAAACAAACCUUACAACAAAAGGUACAGGUGUGCAUCUAGAGCCAAACAAUGGCACUGAUAUACACUACCAGUCAAAAGUUUAGAAACACUCGCUCUUUAUUUAUAUUUUUUCCACAUUACAAAAUAAUCAUAAACUCGUCCAACCUAUGGUAAAAAGACGUCUUUUCCUUCAGUGUUCUGUCAAUGUCAUCUAUUUUAAAGGUAAUAUUUUAAAGGGGCCAUGUCACAAGACUUUUAAGAUGUAAAAUAAAUCUUUGGUGUCCCCAGAGUAUAUAUGUGAAGUUUUAGCUCAAAAUACCAUAUAGAUAAUUUAUUAUAACAUGUUAAAAGUGUCCUUUAAAUGCAAAUGAGCUGAUCUCUGCAGUGCUGUGGUUGGAUAGUGCAGAUUAAGGGGCGGUAUUAUUCCCUUCUGACAUCACAAGGGAAGCCAAAUUUCAAUGACCUAUGGUUUACCAAAACUACGUUACUGGGUUGUUCUUUUUCACAUUUUCUAGAUUGAUAGAAGCACUUGGGACCCAAUUAUAGCACUUAAACAUGAAAAAAGUCAUGAUAUGUCCCAUUUAAGAUAUGUCAGGGCAAAGUGUUUUUAAAUGAAGGCAGCUCAAACCUGCAUUUAAGUCUGGGACUAGAAUAAGCCCUGUCUGAGACACUCCCCCAAAAAUCCAGUCUCAUUUCUCCCAUCACAUUAAGUCAAUAUUAAUUAUUAUCUGAUAAGUUUUCCUUUUGACAAAGUAAAUAUUUGCAGCAUUUUUGUAAUAAAUAAUGUUUACAUAAAAAGACACAACUUUAUAUGAAACCUUUAUAUUUAUGUAAAUAUUAAUGUAACCAGUAGUUUAAAACAAUAAAUAAAGUUUUACAUAUUAUAAAUUUCAGUUACUGCGAGAACACAUUUUAAAUAAAGUUUACAAGGUAAAAAUGUAAAAUAAUACAGGUUUAUACUAAUUAAUAAGGCCAGUUCUUUUAUUAUGUAUGUGGUCUAGAACCAUUUUACUUUCAUUAGCUGACAUGUUAUGAGAGCAUCGUUGAAAUCCCGCCCUUUCUGCAGCGGCUUCACGUCACGCCCCGGAUCCCCUGGCGCUGUCCAAUCAGUGCGCAGGAUCGGGGACGAGCGCAGAGCGCGGCGGGUUGUUCUGGAAGGGGCGGAGUUCAUUUUUCGAGCUCGUGUGGGGCGCGUUCUGUCCGAAAGAGAGCGCGUGAGAAUUUGCGUUCGCUGUUAAGUUUGUGUGUGUGCUCACUUACUUCUGUUCUGCUCCUGAAUAUUAGAACCUCCACAGAGCGAGUUUUAGGAGAGUGACCUCCUUUUGCCUCGAGGAGUUUGAACGCCUUGAUUCUCACUGAAAACUCUCGUCGUGAUCAGUGAAAUCAUGUCUGCAUCAGCGGCUAAAGUCAGUAAAAAGGAACUCAACUCGAACCACGAUGGAGCGGACGAGACCUCGG